Molecule: messenger RNA, 3387 nt
Organism: Cynoglossus semilaevis (tongue sole)
Lineage: Eukaryota; Metazoa; Chordata; Actinopteri; Pleuronectiformes; Cynoglossidae
Product: rho-related GTP-binding protein RhoA-D
Exons: 5
Coding region: 161-742 (193 amino acids)
Biological process (GO): small GTPase-mediated signal transduction
Molecular function (GO): GTP binding; GTPase activity
Source: RefSeq, a predicted model, not a curated record
CCCCGGUUUCCAGCAGCUCCCUCCCUGUAAAAUUAGCAAAUACUGCAGCAAAGAAGUGAGAGUAUAUCAGUGUGUGUGUCUGUAAGUCUGAAGAAGAACGAUCCAACCAGGAUAUUCUCACUGACGCCGAACAAACCUUCUCAUCUGCCCGGAGACAGAGAUGGCAGCCAUCAGGAAGAAGUUGGUGAUUGUCGGUGAUGGAGCGUGUGGAAAAACCUGUCUCCUGAUUGUUUUCAGUAAAGACCAGUUUCCCGAAGUCUACGUGCCCACGGUGUUUGAGAACUACAUCGCUGACAUCGAGGUUGACGGAAAACAGGUGGAGUUGGCCCUGUGGGAUACUGCAGGUCAGGAGGACUACGACAGGUUGAGGCCUCUCUCGUACCCAGACACGGAUGUCAUCCUGAUGUGUUUCUCCAUCGACAGCCCUGACAGUUUAGAAAACAUCCCUGAGAAGUGGACACCUGAGGUGAAACACUUCUGUCCCAACGUUCCCAUCAUUCUGGUGGGGAACAAGAAGGACCUGAGGAACGACGAGCACACACGGAGAGAGCUGGCCAAGAUGAAGCAGGAACCAGUGAAGACGGAGGAAGGCAGAGACAUGGCCGGCAGAAUCAACGCCUUUGGCUAUCUGGAAUGUUCCGCCAAGACCAAGGAUGGUGUACGGGAGGUGUUUGAGAUGGCCACCAGGGCGGCGCUGCAGGUGCGCAAGCGCAAGAAGAGGAGUGGUUGCACGUUGCUGUAAAGCGACUGGAGUUUGUGAAAAGCAGGAAAAACAGCAGACAACGGAGAAGAGAAUGAGUUUAAAAAGACUGACCUUUGACCAAACAGCGUCUUUCUGCUGUGUUGUGUUUCACCACCAGAGUCCAGCAGAUGACUGGAGUGGGAGCACAGCCCAAACAGGAAGUGGACUUUAUGCCUGUUACAAAUGUUGUUAGAACUUGCUGUGUCAUGUUUCUCUUUGAUUGGCAUUUAUUUCCUGAUGUCUACUCUUUCUCCUGAAAUUACUUGUUUUAUUUUUGUUUGUUUGUUUGUUUUUAUGUAACAAGGCUACGAUUUGGCCCCAAGAUAACCUUUCUAAUCUUCGUCAUCCUGAUCUCUUAAUCAUAGUAGCAGUUGAAGAACUGCUGUUCUUGUCCACAAUAGCUGGUGCUUUUGAUUAGUUCCCAUCCCGCCCUCUCUGCCAGCAGGGGGUGCCGCUGUUGCACUGUGGUCACAGUAACUCCAAGCAGAACCACAGACCCAAUCUUUAAGUGAUUCAUUACAAAACGAUUGAACAAUUAUUUUAAAAGAGGCGGAAAAGCCUGACAAAGUGCUCGUCUUUUGCUCUAGAACCAGCAGUGACAACAACCACGAAAUUCAAAGGGUACCCAAAAAUAGAAGUCAAAACCAAAUUGUACUCACGUAAGACAUUUUCUGCCCUUUAGUUUUUCGUCUUUUCUGAGCGUCGCUCCAUGUUAUUUGUGGCAACUCUGGCAUCAUUUUGCCACAAUAGGCGUCCUUGUUAAACUGUUCUUGGAACCGAUGAUUAGCUGUGGCUAAACUACCCCGAGCUUCAAUCCAGGAACAUUUUAAUUGAAACAUUUUCCUGGUCAACUUGAGUUAAUUUAUCGAUUAAUCAUUUUAGCUCUUCACAAAGGUUUGUUAACUGUGUGAUGAAAUAAUGGUCCAGAAAAUGUCUUUCGGAAAGAUCCGGUCAUUCAGGUGCAACAUUCACAGUAGGGUUUUUGGGGCCAGGCCCACGGUGCACAGUAGAUAGACAAUGUUAGACCCAGGGGAGACAACACAGUUGGGACAGAAGUGAAACAACAGUUCAACUCGGCUGAAACAUUCCCUCCUUGUUGAUUGCCUGUGGCUGCGAUGUAAACCUCCCAAUUACGCCUGCUGCAGGCCAGUCCGACGGGUUAGCCCAUUCUUGGAAGUGUUGUCUGCUGCGUGUGUGUAUGUUUCCAGUAGGAUGACAUUCUUGACAUGUUUGAGCAGAGCUGUGUGUGUGUGAGAGAGAGAGAGAGAGAGAGAGAGAGACACUGUUGUUUUCCCUGGUGCCUUCACUGUUCUGUUGUGCCUUUUCUCAUCUUUCUUCCCAAACCUGAUGGUGCCCCUUAGCUCGAUGCUAACUUGAUAGCAUCUGUUUGAGUCUUGUAGCUGAAAAGCAGCUAAACACUACAUUUAGUUUCAACCUCAUUAUUUUAAAAGGCAGAGCUGAAUCAUGGGGAUUUCUGCAGUCACACCCGGGGAAACCUGUCUGCGGUGGCUCAGAUGCUUCGUCAUGACCUGCUGUCAGAACUCAUCUGUUCAUGACUCAGCAUUUGCAUGAGGGUUUUUUUUUUAUUGAAUUUAUUUUCAUUUGCCUGCAACAGUUGACAGAACAGCCCAGAGAGAGGGAGAGAGAGGGAGAGAGUCCUGAUGGCACCGACUCUCACCACUUCACUUUUACUCCGUCAGUGGCUCACACAUCUGCUCUAUGUGUCUUCUGGCUGCAUGUUUACGUCAGACUGUUACUCAACUUAGGAGAAUGGAAAACUCUAACCGUUUGUGUUCAAUGUGUGCGUGUGAGCGCGUGUGUUUUCUAAGAGUCUCCCAGGACAAGCACUAAACACCAAGUCUGUACCUACAAUAAAGGUUUAAUAUGAGCUACCGCCCUCUAGCGGCUGUAACUGAACAACGUUCUUGGUAGAUUACCGUCUGCAAUGCGUGAUUGUUUUCUCUUUGCAGAAAAAAACCAAAUUGCUUAUAAACACCUCAAAUACACACCUCAUCUCAGUACCUCAAAUAUAAAUUAAUAAGUAAAUCAUUUUUUGUGUUUUAACGCAACUAAUAGCACAAGAAGAGAUGAAAUACUUUGCUAAAUAUAUAACAACAGUGUGUUUAACCACAAGCACAGAAUAAGUAACCUAAAAAAAAACACAAUAACAAUAAUAACACAAUUAACAAUAACAAAAAAAGUUGGAAUAUUUGCAAAAUUAAAAUUAUGUUUCACCAAAGUAAUUGAAAAGUUGGAGAUAUUGAGAAAAUGUUUUCAGUAGCAACAAAGUUUUAAAGUCAUAUAAAGGUAGGAAACAUUUAACGGCUGCACAACUCAAGGAUUCAGUGAUAAUUUACAGUAAUUUAUUGGUAAAUGCCCUUCACUUUUACUGUGUGCAAAAAAGUUCUUUCAGGGUUGCUGCAUGUCAUAAAAACCCAGGGUCUCACACACACACACACACACACACACACACACCGCCAUAUGUGAGAAUUGUGCUUUCUUUCCUUCUCUCAGUAAAAUUAUUAAAUAUCUUUAUCUUUUUUCCUGUUAUUGUACUUUUACUUUGUGAACAGGAAGUGAUGUAAUGAAUGUUUGAUCUUAGAGUGAACAUGAACAUUGUUAAUAAACUAUUUUUGAAACAAGAA